CCUCGUCGUUUCAAGAGUGAAGUCUGGCGAGGGUGAGCUUUGUCCGAUUCGUCUGACGUCUGACAUUAGCCGUCACGGGGGACGAGGACGACAUUUGGAGGCGAAUCCAGCUGAAGCCUUUCCAGCUGUGCGUAAUUCACAACGUCAUUGCAUGUGCGUAUGUGCGUGCGGGGCAUUGACGUACGCGCGACAAUGACAGUUCGUUUGCUCGUUCAAGAACGCGCGUGAUCGUGGAAUUUUUUGCAGGAUCGUCCAUCGAACAUAUGAUUGUUGCGUUGCCGAGGUACAAAAGUACAAACUAGUAGAUCGAUUCAUCCUUUGGAAGUGAAUAGUGUUAUUCGCGUCCAUCGUAUCGCGCGUAUGAUUUGUAGAAAUGACAACGAAGCGUCGUGUCUCAUCGUAUCGGCAGUGAGACUUCCUGGAGCGAUCGACGAGUGAGACAAGCCAGACGAGGAACGAAACGGACAACCAUGAGUUCCGUCUGGAAACGUUUACAACGAGUGAACAAGAGAGCCGCCAAGUUUCAAUUCACCGUCUCCUAUCAUGAAGUCACGUUGGAGACGACGACGAAAUGGAAACCAAACAAACUGAGCAUUGUUUGGACAAGACGUAGCAGAAGAGUUAGUUCAGAACCCUUAGACUGGGAGCCAAGUUUGAGCGAUCCACUAAAGGGUGCUAUUAGCUGGCCAGUUCCUGACAAUCACACAGUCUCAGUGACGUUAUUCAAAGAUCCACGAACACAUGAAUUAGAAGACAAAGAUUGGACAUUUGUCAUCGAAGAUGUAUCAUCGACAGGAAAGAGACGUCAUGUGGCUGCUGCAAAUAUAAAUAUGAAAAAAUAUGCAACCCUAGAAUCUAGCCAGCAACAACUCAAACUAGACUUAAAACCAACUUCUAAGAAGAUUGUUAGUGCUACGCUUGAAUGUACUUUGUCAUGUGUAUUCCUGCGAGAGGGCAAAGCGACGGACGAGGAUAUGCAAAGUAUGGCUAGUUUAAUGUCGGUUAAUAAUAACAGCGACAUUGCGCCAUUAGACGAUUUUGAUAAUGAAGAUAUACCUGAAGAUGUUGAAGAGGUAUCAGUAAAGAAUUUGGAUGAGAUAUUAGAUAUUUCAGCCCAACUUGAUUUAAUGACAAGUAGCCUCACUGAAAGCGAAUUACCUAGUACUCCUAUAAGUGUGGCAAGUUUAUCAAAGGAUGAUGCAACUCCUGUAAACGAUGGGGAGCACUUUAUGCGCGACAUUAGUCUAACAAAAAUUGGAGAUUCUUUGAAAGAAAAAUCGCCCAUAAAAGACCAGGUUGCUGUGCAAAAUGAUAGAAACAUCGUACAUAGCACAUUAAGAUUGCCGCUGCAGCCAUUGGAUCUUAAAAAAAAUGAGGCGAAUAUUCCAAGACUGAAAGAGAUUACUCCAGGCCAAGAUUUGCUGGAAUGGUGUAAAGAAGUCACUAAAGACUAUCCCGGUGUUAAAGUUACUAAUCUGACGACGUCUUGGCGAAACGGAAUGGCAUUCUGUGCAAUUAUUCAUCAUUUCAGACCUGAUCUGAUAGAUAUUGAUUCGCUGUUACCACACGAUGUAAAAGGCAACUGCAAAAAAGCAUUUGACGCAGGCGAAGCUCUAGGCAUACCCAGAGUUAUAGAACCAGCAGACAUGGACAUAUUAACCGUACCUGAUAAAUUGGCUGUGAUGACAUAUUUGUAUCAAUUGAGAGCACAUUUUACAGGCCAUGAACUGGAGGUACAUCAAAUAGGUAAAACAGCAGACGAAUCUUCUUACAUGAUUGGUAGAUUUAACACAGACAACAACACAGACGUGAGUGUCCAGUUAUUUGGCCAAGAAAUUAUUAACUUACGAAAGAAGGAACAGUUCGAGCAGAAAAAUAAUAAAGCGGACAAUAAUCGACGAUCGAAUCCGUUCGACAACAAAAAGGACGACAUCGAUUCGCUGAAAAAUAAGUUACAUUUGAGCCUGAACACGGACAUUCAAGAUUACGAUCAGUGUAACAAAGAUAAGUCGCCGUCUAGUGUGAAAGAAGUCAAGGACAUCAUAUUGGCCAGUUCAAAAAGCAUUCUGGGCAAGGUGUUAUCACCGACCAAAGAAAAGUAUUCGUCGAGAGAGAAGAGCAAAUCCCCGCCGAGAGUGCAACAAGCGCAGCAACGUCCGAUACUUAUGACACGCCGGCAAUUAACCGAUCCAUUCGGCUCCGACGAUGAAGAGGAAAACAUACAGAUAAUCGACGACAAAUGGUCGCAAUCGAUUUCGAUUACCAAAUCGCAAAGCCCGAUCCGUGAUGAUUCGCUAAACUCUGAUGAUAAAGGAAGUCGAGGCAGUACAGAAUGUCAAGGUGCAUCACCGCCAUAUGGAGAACAACGUUCGCAACACGCAUUAGUUACCCGGCACGAUGAAUUGCGAGAGCGCGCGAGACAACUCUUGGAACAAGCCAGAAACCAGACGAAGCCAUCUGGAUUUGUUUCCGCUGCAAUCAGUCCUGUCGAGGCACAGAAUGACGAUGAAAGGCAGCAACAAUUACGUGAAAGGGCGAGACGCUUGAUAGCAGAAGUGAAAAUGGGUGUUGCUGUUACUCCGAGUCAAUUAAAUGACGAUAACAGCAGUGACAGACGGUCGAUAGACGAUCAGAACAAUAGUCCUAGACGUAGCAUCACACCAUCGACUCCUGGUGAUAGACUUAGCAUAAAGUCUGAGUAUAAUGGAAACAUACUGGAUACGAGCGUAAUAGACGGUGAAAAGAAAACUGGUUCGCCUUUGUAUUCCUUCUCUAAAAUCAUGGAACGAAUCUCACCUGAUAAAGGAAGUCCAGACAGAACUCCGUAUACACUUCGCGGGUUGGGUAAAGACAUGACAUCGUAUAUUCAAAACGAGCUCGAAGCACUUGAGAGGGAACAAAAUCAAAUCGACAUACAGGCUGGUAAACUUGAAAAACAAUUAAGAGCGGCUAUGGAGAGCGAUAAUGAAGAUGAAACGGAAAGACUGAUGUCUCUAUGGUUUACACUUGUUAACAAGAAGAACGCACUUUUAAGAAGACAAAUGCAAUUAAACAUAUUAGAAAAAGAAGAUGACUUAGAACGACGAUUCGAACUUUUAAAUCGCGAAUUGAGAAGCAUCCUCGCGGUGGAAGAUUGGCGGAAAACAUCCGAGCAAAAAAUGCGUGAGAAUUUAUUGUUGGAGGAGUUGGUGUCAAUCGUGAAUAAAAGAGACGAAUUGGUUCAUCAUCUCGAUACACAAGAAAGAGCUAUCGAGGAUGAUGACGAGAUAGAGCGCGAUUUGUCUCGUGCAGGACUAGCUCAACGAAACAAAAAUUGUGUUGUGCAAUGAAGAAUUAAUUAUCUGUUGUGUUUUUCUGACACUAUUUUGAAGGCAUGACCCAUUUGUUGCAAAGUUGCCAAAGAGCCAACAAAAUUAGAAAUUGGAAAGUUAAGUAUGGUGUUUCAUGAUUGCAACAGGUUAUUUUUAGAAAUAUAUUUUUUUAUUGUACAUUAUAGAUCAAUUAAUUCGAAAAAUAGAUUUCUACUUUAUCUUUUGCUUUCACUAUAAAUGCGCUAAAUUCGUAACAAAGAAAAAUAAGAAAAAGGAAUUAAAAUUACAAAUAUCAACAAGCAUUAUAUAAAUAUAAUCAAUGAAGUGCAUAUAAAUGCACUUGAUUUCUUAUAUGUUAUCAAAUACAGAAUUGUCGAUUGUUUCAUAUAGUAAGCAUUUUAAGCGUGUUUUAAGUGGAAUGUCGCGCUUUAAUAGAAUUGUGUGCAAAUAGAUGAAAUGAUAAAUGUCGUCAAGUAAAGAAUUAUAUAAGACAUUUUCACAAUUGAUAAUAGAUAAAGUGAUGUAAUUUUUCUUCUUUUUAACUAAGAAAUAAGACGUGUUUAUAUUUAGUGAAAGCAGAGCGAAUGCAAAUAAAAAGAAUGGAAGUUAGUGAUGUAAGGAUAUAUGCCUUGACGAGAUUCACAAGAAAUAAUUAAUUAUAACGUUAUCUGUAAUAAUGUAUAUUAUUAUUUC
Nylanderia fulva is the source of this 4004-nucleotide messenger RNA. It is a transcript of the gene Ehbp1, whose product is annotated as Eps15 homology domain containing protein-binding protein 1. The record is from RefSeq and is a predicted model, not a curated record. Gene Ontology annotation, molecular function: protein binding. NCBI's taxonomy places the organism in Eukaryota, Metazoa, Arthropoda, Insecta, Hymenoptera, Formicidae.